This is a messenger RNA of Colletotrichum phormii, 1336 nucleotides long. RefSeq lists its product as uncharacterized. Gene Ontology annotation, molecular function: 2 iron, 2 sulfur cluster binding. NCBI's taxonomy places the organism in Eukaryota, Fungi, Ascomycota, Sordariomycetes, Glomerellales, Glomerellaceae. Gene Ontology annotation, cellular component: mitochondrion; cytoplasm. Gene Ontology annotation, biological process: iron-sulfur cluster assembly. The record is from RefSeq and is a predicted model, not a curated record. The transcript is spliced from 2 exons. Bases 192 to 974 code for a protein of 260 amino acids.
UUCCCGCCUGUCUCUUUCGUCACCGUCGAAUGAUCUCCAACCCUCUCAACCUCAACACCUGAUUGAUCUUUCGACGAACAAGACAACAAAAAGGACAAGCAACCUCACCACACCUUGGUGUGCAUCCUUCCAACAAACUCGACUACCUCACAUCGCAAAUACACACACACACACAUACUUCCAGCACAAAGAUGAAUGCACCGAGGAUACUCAGCAGAGUGGCGUUCCGCCGCUCCUGCACGGCAUUGCAGUGCGCCUCUGCUCGUCGCGCCUACGGCAGCCCGUCUUUCCAGUCACACCCUCUCUACUCAAACAACACACUUCCUCCGGCACGAGGCGACGGCAUCCCUGAGAGCUCCAUCGCAUCGCCGGAUGCUCUGCCGAAGGUCAACGAGACGAGACCCCCCAAGAUCCCCUCGCAAAUGGCGACAGCCCACCAACAAUCCUCAACACCGAGCACUCUUUCCUCUCCCUCUUCCGCCACACAACAGUCCUCGACGACGAUGAAGACACCAGCAAGCGCUUCCACAACAGCCUCUAAGGCCGCGACGACGCCAUCAACAGCAACCGCCGCUGCGCCAAAGAUCACCGAAGCAGCAGCCCAGACCCCCAAGCCAGCCGCCCGCCCAAAGCGUACGCUCCGCGCCCGUAAGGCGGCGAUGAAGCUCAGCCCCGCGGCGGUAGAGCAGCUGCGCGCGAUGCUGGAUCAGCCGGAGCCGAAGCUCAUCAAGGUCGGCGUGCGGAACAGGGGGUGCUCGGGCCUGGCGUACCACCUCGAGUACGUCGAGAAGCCGGGGAGCUUCGACGAGGAGGUGGUGCAGGACGGCGUCAAGGUGUUGAUUGACAGCAAGGCGCUGUUUAGCAUCAUUGGCAGCGAGAUGGAUUGGGUUGAGGAUAAGUUGAGCCAGCGGUUUGUGUUUAAGAACCCGAACAUCAAGGAGCAGUGUGGCUGCGGCGAGUCUUUCAUGGUUUGAGAGGCUGUAAUGCUCCACAGACUGAAUGAUCGCCAGCGAGAGAAGACACAGCAUGAGCAUGCGCUGCUUUAGUAAGCGGAUCAAUGGCUUCGAAAUACACUUCAUACACGGCCACCGUCUUCAUCAUAGAGAAGGGGAGACGGUAAACGUCACCGGCACCAGCAUCAACUCAUGCUACGGCGUCUUUGUACAUCACGGCUCCAUUCCGAGUAUUUUCAAAUUUGGGUUGAGGAAGGACAAGGCAUUGGGAGGCGUUUUUACAGGUGUAAUGAUACCUACGAGAAGAUCCGGCUCAUCAUCCGGGCGUGAAUCACUGAGAUUAUUAGUUUCAUUUUCAAUUGAACCUGAGAAGUGAAUCGAAC